Messenger RNA from Drosophila innubila, 2545 nucleotides. Its product is annotated as homeotic protein labial. Gene Ontology annotation, cellular component: nucleus. Bases 434 to 2347 code for a protein of 637 amino acids. The transcript has 4 exons. Gene Ontology annotation, biological process: regulation of transcription by RNA polymerase II. The record is from RefSeq and is a predicted model, not a curated record. Lineage: Eukaryota; Metazoa; Arthropoda; Insecta; Diptera; Drosophilidae. Gene Ontology annotation, molecular function: RNA polymerase II cis-regulatory region sequence-specific DNA binding; DNA-binding transcription factor activity, RNA polymerase II-specific.
UAGCGCGCAUGCAGCACGAAGUCCGAAAACCGUCGCGUGGUUCAAAGAAAGACCGUCGGAACUGAAACUGAAACUGAUACAGUUUCCCUUACAAUUAAUGUUACUUUAACUGUCAUGGCGUGUUUCUUACUCGUAUAACUGUUUGUGUCAGUGUGCCAAAGUGUAUAAAAAAUCAAAAAUUAUUCGCGGGUUCUAAUCAAAAUAUCCAAUAGUGCUGGAGCACUGUCUCUGCCUCUGUUUCAAUAGACUGUUUUGCAAAAAGUUAGUUAAUUGUGUUCCAAAUACAAAUACAAAUAUUGCCUAAAGCAACAAAUUGUUGAAAUACCAAAAAACAAAUACAAUUAUAUUGCCUAAAAUAAUAAAAGUUGCAACAAUAAAAUUUAUAAAUAAAGAUAAGGCAAUUAAAUUUUUUGAGUGCAGUUUGGCAUACAAUAUGAUGGACGUUAGCAGCAUGUACGGCAACCAUCCGCAUCAUCAUCCACAUGCCACUGCCACGGCCUAUGAUGGCUAUGGCAGCAACUACUUUCCCUCUUCGACCCACCAUCUUCAGCAGCAGCAGCAACAACAGCAGCAACAGCAACAACAACAGCAGCAGCAGCAGCAACAUCAGCAGCAACAGCAACAGCUGCAGCAGCAUCAACAACAACUGACCUACAAUGGCUACGACAGCAACUCGCCCAACUACUAUCAGCAGCAGCAACAGCUUACACCGCCUCCAGCACAGCACCAGCUGCAACAUCCACUUGCGCAGCAGCAACAGCAACAGCAGCAACAUCAACUUUAUCCCCACUCGCAUCUGUUCAGUCCCAGUGCCGCGGAGUACGGCAUCACCACCUCAUCCAGCGCUGGACCUGCAAGUACCCCCUUGCUUCCCACAAGUCACUCGCCCGCCGACUCCUACUAUGAGAGCGACUCUGUGCACUCGUACUAUGCCACAGCGGCAGUGGCAACGGUGCCGCCACCCGCCAACAAUUCUCCAGUAACAGCAGCCAAUGCCACACAGCAGCAGCAGCAGCAGCAACAACAACAGCAGCAGACAAUGGAUGCACAUGCGCCCAUCAUUAGCUCCGAGAAUGGCAUGAUGUACACCAACCUGGACUGCCUCUAUUCGCCCAGUGUGGCACAGCAGGCGCAGACGCAACCACUUGGUUAUGGCACCCAAAUGGAGGAGAAAUAUGCAGCGGUCCUGCAUGCUGGAUACGCAGCAGCGCCACCAGGCCUGCUGCUGGAGGACCAGGAUCCUAUGAUGCAGUUGUCAGCAGGACAGCAGCAAGCAACGCCACAAAUGUGGCAUCAUCAUCAGCAUAUGGCCGGUGGUUAUCCACUGGAUGCGGGCAUUGCCAUGGACUAUCCACACGCCCAUUUGCAUCACACGCUCAGUCAUAGUCAUCUGGCCAGUUUGACUUCCAGCGUGCAGCAGUCACAGCAACACCAACAGCAACAACAGCAGCAGCAACAGCCAACCAGCAACCAGGUUGUGCCACAGCAUGCGCUAUCACCCAACGGUUCGAGCAAUUGCAUCAGCAUGACCCGUAAUCAACGUGGCAGUGGCGUCACAUCGCCCGGCAGCUCCACCUCAUCCUCAACAGCAUCUGCAUCCGCUGGCAACAACUCCACGCACCAAUCGAGCUCACAAUCAAAAUCGCCAAAUCACGCGCCCAACAUUCCAACCUACAAAUGGAUGCAGCUCAAACGGAAUGUUCCCAAGCCACAAGCACCGAAACUACCUGCCAACAUAAGCAACAUGCACGAUUACCAGCUCAAUGGUCACCUCGACAUGUGCCGCGCCGGCAACGUUGGCGGCACCUCCGCCGUCCUGCCCAUCCAGAAUCCCCUGCUGCUGUCAAGCAAUCCGGCUGCGGGCAGUGCAUCCAACGGCCUGGGCGUAGGCCUGGCCAUUGGCAAUGGUGGUGCUGCUGGUUCAGUCGCAGGUCUCAGCAGCUGCAGCCUGUCCUCCACAAACAACUCGGGCCGCACCAACUUCACCAACAAGCAGCUGACGGAGCUGGAAAAGGAGUUUCACUUCAAUCGCUACUUGACGCGCGCCCGUCGCAUCGAAAUCGCCAAUACGCUGCAGCUUAACGAGACGCAGGUAAAAAUCUGGUUUCAAAACCGUCGCAUGAAGCAGAAGAAACGCGUCAAGGAAGGCCUCAUUCCGGCGGACAUUUUAACACAGCACAGCGCACCCGUGAUAACUGAAAAGCAGCCCCAACAACAACAACAACAACAGCAGCAGCAACAACAACAACAACAACAGGCGGAUUUGAAGACUCCUGACUUGGUCAACACUGAAUUGGGAACAACAACAGCAGCAGCAACAACAACAACAGCAGCUAAACAAAGUUGAACAAUUUUUAUUGUUGUUGUUUUUGUUGGUGCUACUGCGAUUGUUUUUGUUGUUAUUGUUGAUGUUCUUGUUGUGGUUCUUAUUGUUGUUUGUUGUUAUGUAUUAUUAUGGCUGUUGUGUGAAAUUGCCAAAUGUGGAGCGCAUUUUGUUGUGAUAAAUAAAUAGAAAAAAAAAGGCGAAAACUUAACAAAUUAAAAC